CUUUGUCUAUAAACAUGGACGACAAUUUUUAGCAAUGGUGUGGAAAGUAUUUUUGACGGCCACCAGAAGAACAUUAAUAAUUAUUUUGUUCAUAUAGAAUAUACGAAGAAAACGGUUGUUUAAAAUUUAUUUCUUGUGCUAUUAUUUGUCUUGAAAUGCCUUUCAAACACCAUUUCCUGUUUAGGUCGACUGAGAGCAUCUAGGGAUAAAAAUUGACUUUUCAUACUGAAUGACUAAAGUUUCGAAACAUUUUUUGGCUCCACUCCAAAGAAGCUAUCUGAGAGUAACGAUUUAUAAAUUUUCACAUUGAUGUCAAUGCACUUUACAUCCAAAAAUUUUUGUUUAAAUGGUUUUGUAAUACACAUCUUAAGUUAUCGGAGAAUGCCCGCAUUUAUUAAUUACACAUGUCUCGGGAAGAUUGUGAACAAAAGGAAGCUUUUUUACAUGAAAGAGAAACGGAACGCCCAAAAUCCAAAUUUCUACAGUUCUUGCUCGCGAAGGAUGAAAUCAUUACAACAAAAUUUGUUACAUUUUUGUUAAACUACGAACCGUUUAGAGCAAUAAAAGCUCACACUAAAGCCCUGGAAUUAUCAUGCGACGUUUGCUUCAGCAUAGCUAUCCGCGCAGCAGUCUCCUUACAUUCUUAUUCGGGAGCAAACAAGCCUCCCAUGUACGGCGACUAUGAAGCUCAAAGACAUUGGCAGGAAAUAACGUACAACUUUUCCCCAAAAGGAUGGUACAAAAAUUCAAGCAACAACAAUCUUGAAUAUUGGGGGCUUGAUUACCCGCCGUUAACAGCAUAUCAUAGUUACGUAAAUGCGUACAUCGCUUCGAAGAUAAACUCCAGUUUCGUCGACUUGAAGACUUCUCACGGGUUCGAAUCAGAAAGACAUAAAACCUUUAUGCGUUCAACAGUUUUAGCCGCUGAUACGUUAAUAUAUUUACCAGCGUGCAUUUUAGUGGCGUCAUUUAUAGACAAAGUGUUCAAACAGAACAUUUUCCUCCAAUUGUGCGUUUUGUUUGUUACAUACCCGGGCUUAAUAUUGAUAGAUAAUGGACACUUUCAAUAUAACAACAUAUCUCUCGGCUUACUACUGCUAGCUGUGUAUUUCAUAUUAACCGAUUCCAACAAUUUAGCGGCUUUAUCCUUCUCUUUGGCCUUAAAUUAUAAGCAAAUGGAAUUAUAUCAUGCCUUCCCGUUCUUUACAUACCUUUUGCGAAGUUGUUUAGUUGAAAACUGCUUCAGCAGAAAGUUGAUAAAAUUUUUGAAAAUUGCUUGUGUGGUAACGCUAACAUUCCUUGCCUUAUGGUUGCCUUGGUUGACUUCUUUGGACUCUUUAAUUUCUACUGCAAGUCGACUGUUCCCUUUAUCCCGAGGAGUUUUUGAAGACAAAGUAGCUAAUAUUUGGUGUUCACUUAAUGUUAUUUAUAAAUUUAAAAACAAAUUUGUCAACACGCAAAUGGCGUUAAUUUGUUUGGUAACAACAUUAUCUGCAGCUUUACCAACAAACUUGAACUUGUUUGCUUGUGGAAAAAAGGAAACGUUCCUUUAUACCUUACAAAACACUGCAACUGCGUUUUUCUUAUUUUCAUUCCAGGUACAUGAAAAGUCUAUUCUUUUAGUAGCUUUGCCAUCGAUAUGUCUCUAUGGAUUUAUGCCGUUUGCAGUUACUUGUUUUUUAAAAGUUUCCAUUCUAAGCAUUUUGCCGUUAAUUAUUAAAGAUGGACUUACCAUAGCGUACUUCUCUUUAGUAGUAGCAUACAAUGCAAUAUUGAACGCUUUCUUGGCUGAACAAGAAAGCGAAAGGCACAUGUCAAACAAUAGCUUACAGAGACUUAACAAAGUUUUGGACUUUCUAAUAUUAAUCGCAUCUCUAGCAGCUGUGUGGCUACCACCACCAUCACAUCUACCUCAUCUGUGGGCAGUAAUAAUUUCUGUGAUAUGCUGUGGAUUUUUUCUAAUUUUCUUUAUAAUGGGCCAUAUAAACCAAUUUAAUUAUUGGCCGAAUAUUGUUAAAAUCAUUCUAAAUAAAAAAGUAUGAUAUUAUUAAAAAAUU
Glossina fuscipes is the source of this 2057-nucleotide messenger RNA. It is a transcript of the gene gny, whose product is annotated as probable dolichyl pyrophosphate Man9GlcNAc2 alpha-1,3-glucosyltransferase. The transcript has 6 exons. Lineage: Eukaryota; Metazoa; Arthropoda; Insecta; Diptera; Glossinidae. Gene Ontology annotation, cellular component: endoplasmic reticulum membrane. The coding region runs from base 405 to 2042 and encodes 545 amino acids. Gene Ontology annotation, biological process: protein N-linked glycosylation. Gene Ontology annotation, molecular function: dolichyl pyrophosphate Man9GlcNAc2 alpha-1,3-glucosyltransferase activity. The record is from RefSeq and is a predicted model, not a curated record.